AUGAAGCCCGACACCCACCUGCACGGUCUGAACCUGAUCAACAGCACCAACCUGGACUACUUCCAGCCCCAGCACCAGGCAGAGAUGAUAAACCUGAAGGCUCAGUUCCUGGCCGCCCUGGGCGAGGGCGACGCCGCCGACGCGACCUUCAGCGAGGCGCUCACGCUGUGGACGCUGUGCCCCGAUGCAUGGAUCGCCUGGCUGGAGUUUGCCGCGGCCUGCUACACCCAAGCCAUCCGGCUGGGGGGGCUGGAGGCGCGGUCCUUGGUCCCACGCCUCCUAGACCUGCUCAUGGUCUCCGGCGGCGGCGCCGAGGUGGUGGGCCGGACGCUGGCCGAGGCGGCAGGCGAUCUCCCCGCCUGGGUCUGGCUGCCCUGGCUGCCCCAGCUCCUGGUCUCGCUGCAGCGACCCGAGCUGGCCGCCGCGCGGCGCGUGCUCUGCGUCGCCGCUGCAGCGCACCCCCAGCUGGUCUACUGGCAUGCGCGACCCGCGUUGCACGCGCUCAAGGAGGCGGCGGUGAAGGCUGUGCAGGUGGCCAAGGCCGCGCGCCGCGAGGCGGGCAGCCUGGAGCCUGCGAGCGGGGCUGCUGCGGGUGGUGCCACGGAGGAUGGCAAGGCCUCCGAGGGGGCAGCGGAGGGGGAGGGCACGCCCGCCGCCGCCGCCGCCGCCGCCGCGCCGGGCGCUGACGGCGGCGGCGCCCCGGAAAACUCGCCGCCCAUCGAGAAGCCCAUGGAGGUGCUCGCGUACGAUGCGCUCAAGGAGGUCAUCGACGUCCUGAAGCGGCGGUUUGGCGGUCCGCUGCAGGGUCUGGAGAACCUGAUGCAGGAGCUAUCGGUGCGGUUCACCAAUCGCACCGACGAGCGGCUGCUGGCGGUGGUGCAUGCGCUGGGCCAGCGCACGUACAAGACGGGGCUGCCGCCCUCCGCCCCCAUCCCCGAAACCUUCAAGAAGGAGCUGGUCAAUGUGUGCCGGGCCUGCUCGGCGCGCGACGGCGCCGGGCCGUCACGCAGCAACCAGUACCACCAGCAGUUUGCCAAGGACGUGGACCCGGCCAGCCCCUCCUCGCCCCAGACCCUGGGCGCACUGACGGAGCGCCUCAAGGGCUGGAGGGUCAUGCUCGAGGCAGUGAUCGAGGACACCUACCCCACCCACCUCAAGCUGGAGAACGAGGCGCCCCUGCUGCUGGACCUGGCGCUGGACGACGUGGAGAUGCCCGGGCAGGCCCCCGCCAGUCUGGACAGCCCCGAGCCCGUCUUCAUCGAGCGGGUGGCGAGCACGCUGGAGGUGGUCCGGCGCAACUGCAACUCCUUCCGCCGCCUGACGCUGUACGGGUCGGACGGCCAGCCGCGCCACUUCCUCAUCCAGGCCCAGCAGCAACAGCUGACGGGGUCGGACGAGCGCAUCCUGGCCAUGCUGCGAGCCGCCAACGUGCUUUUGACCAUGCACCCAGAGUCGCGCCGGCGCAGCCUGCAGUUCUCCACCCCGGCCAUCCUGCCCAUCUGGCUGGGAGUGCGCAUCGUGGAGGACGAUCCCACCUCCCUCUCCUUCCUGGACGUGUACGAAAACCACUGCGCCCGGUACGGCCGGGAGCCGGACGACCCGAUCGUGGCCUUCAAGGCGCGGUGCUGCUCAGCGGAGGGCAUCACCACCAACCUGGAGGUGCGGCUGUCGGCCUACGAGGAGGUGGCCUCCAAGGUGGUGACGGAAAACAUCCUGAGCCAGCACAUGCACAAGACCAUGAUCGACCCCAAGAUGACCUGGAUCGUGAAGAAGCAGUUUGCGCAGUCCGCCGCCAUGUCAGCCGUGCAAUGCUAUAUGCUGCUGCUGACGGGGCGCUCCCCUGGGCGGGUGCUGGUGUCCAAGUCAACGGGACGCAUCAGCCAGAUGGAGCUGGGAUCCAACUACGACGUGCACUUCCAGCUGGAGAAGGGGCACGAGACGGUGCCCUUCCGCCUGACGCGCAACAUGGUGGCCUUCAUGGGAGCCCCGCACUCGCCGCUGGCCUCCCUGCUGGCCCUCUUCCUCCGCGACGACAUCCUGGCCUGGGCGGCCCGGCGCUCCGGCUCGCGCUCCGUGGCGGCGCUCAGCUCCAGCUUUGGCCCCGCCCAAAUCCAGACCUGCGUGGCCAUGAACGUGAAGGCGGCGACCGAGCGCGUGGCGGCGGUGGGGCCCGCCAGCAGCGUGCUGGCGGCCGCCAACCCGCAGACCGGCAUGCGCAAGCUGGUGGACGCGGCGACCAACCCGCAGAACCUGUGCCGCAUGGAGCCCACCUGGCAGCCCUGGUUCUAG
Messenger RNA from Auxenochlorella protothecoides, 2289 nucleotides. Its product is annotated as Transcription-associated protein 1. Gene Ontology annotation, molecular function: transcription coregulator activity; protein binding. The record is from RefSeq and is a predicted model, not a curated record. Gene Ontology annotation, cellular component: NuA4 histone acetyltransferase complex; nucleus; SAGA complex. The transcript has 9 exons. Lineage: Eukaryota; Viridiplantae; Chlorophyta; Trebouxiophyceae; Chlorellales; Chlorellaceae. The coding region runs from base 1 to 2289 and encodes 762 amino acids. Gene Ontology annotation, biological process: DNA repair; regulation of DNA-templated transcription.